Molecule: messenger RNA, 198 nt
Organism: Acomys russatus (golden spiny mouse)
Lineage: Eukaryota; Metazoa; Chordata; Mammalia; Rodentia; Muridae
Product: 60S ribosomal protein L38-like
Exons: 1
Coding region: 1-198 (65 amino acids)
Biological process (GO): translation; protein-RNA complex assembly
Cellular component (GO): cytosolic large ribosomal subunit; ribosome
Molecular function (GO): structural constituent of ribosome
Source: RefSeq, a predicted model, not a curated record
AUGCCUUGGAAAUUUGAAGAAAUCAAGGACUUUCUGCUCACAGCCUGGCGGAAGGAUGCCAAAGCUGUCAAGACCAAGAAGAACAAAGAUAAUGUGAAGUCCAAGGUUCGCUGCAGCAGGUACCUCUAUACCCCGCUCAUCACAGACAAGGAGAAAGCGGAGAAGCUGAAGCAGUCUCUGUCCCUGGUUUGCCAGUGA